ACCUUGAUUACAACUUGCUGGCAACGUCAGACGCAGACUCGCCAGCUGAUGAGUGUCAGAAGUCAAGUGCUGAAAGUAUUCUGUUUAUUUUCCGAACAUUUCAAGAUACCAGCCAAUGUUUUAUUGAAAACAUUACUUUCUGCGCAUUCGGUCGCUUUCAUGAUUUAUUUGCGUUAAAAUGAGUGACGCUUCCACAUUGAAGUUCUCACCUUUUGCAUCUCAUGUUGAUCCCAGUUUUUGGCAUAAACUAUCCCAAAUCAAACUUGACAUCGAUAAAUUGAAUGAAAGCUUUCGUCCUGUAUGGGGUUCAUACACCAAUGUGAACUCUCUAGGUGUACCUGCUCUAAAUGUAGACUGCACUUCAUAUAAUAGUGCAUUUGAAGAACUACGGCAUCAGCUUCCUGCUUGUGGACAUCAGUUAAACCUGAACACCCUCGAGUCCUAUAAAAGCUGUGAUAAGAGUAAUCUCUUGGAGAAACAGGGCUCCUUGUUAUGGGAAGACAUCACCAGUGGUGCAGUACUAAAAAAUCCUUCACUACUGUCACGAUUUUUCCUUUUGACGUUUGGUGAUCUUAAAAAGUACAAUUUCUAUUACUGGUUUGCAUUUUUGGCACCAAGCAAUCCUAGUUUGCAAGUUGUGAAGGCCCCUGCAGCAAUCCAUGACGAGCUCACUUCCACUCAGGUGGAGUGUUUACAGAAGGAAUGGUAUAAUAUUAGUGAUGUCAGACAUCGUGGGUAUUUUAUUGUCAAAAUUGAAAGGGAAAGAGCUUCAAUUCACCCUUUAUCAGAAAUUACAUCUCUUUACAGUCAAUCUUCUUUGGAAGAUUGGUCAAAAUUAUACCUAGCAUUUUCUGAUCCUUGUGGCUCUGGAGAACAUCCAGGAUGGCCACUGCGGAAUUUGUUAUCAGUUCUUGUUUACCAUUGCCCGCAUGUGGUGGGGAAAGAUAUCAAAGUUCUAAGUUUAAGAAUUGUUUUAAAGUCUCAUGCCCAACUAAAUAUCGCAGAAAAAAGUUUAGUGUUGACUGUACAGCCUCUACCACUCUCAGAAAAAGAUAUAAAGUGGAUUGGCUGGGAACGCAAUAACCGUGGAAAUUUUGGCCCACGUUUUGUUGAUGUUAGUAAUGAUAUGGACCCAAAAAAGCGUGCAGAGAGUGCUGUACAUCUUAACUUGAAACUAAUGAAAUGGAGAUUGCUUCCUGAUUUGGACUUGGAUGUGGUGCAACAGACUCGUUGCCUUCUAAUGGGAGCAGGAACACUGGGAUGUACUGUUGGGCGUUUACUUCUGGGCUGGGGAGUACAGCACAUCACAUUUGUAGACAAUGGAAUUGUAUCCUACUCUAACCCAGUACGUCAGUCUCUGUUCACAUUUGAAGAUUGUUUAAAGGGGGGUCAACCGAAGGCUGAGGCCGCUGCCAAAGCAUUAAAGCUGAUUUACCCAGGUGUGAAUGCAACUGGUGUACAGCUCAACAUUCCAAUGCCAGGGCAUCCUGUUGGUGAAGCCCUUUUAAAAGAAACACGUAGUGCUGUGGAUUCAUUGGAGACACUAGUUGAUAACCAUGAUGUAAUAUUUAUGCUGACUGACUCCAGAGAAAGUCGUUGGCUCCCCACACUAUUUGCUGGUGCUAAAAAGAAGCUUGCCAUGAAUGCAGCCCUUGGCUUUGAUACAUACCUUGUCAUGAGGCAUGGAAUAUUUUGUAAUGAUGGCUCCACUCCAGAUUUCAGUGCAGAAAGCAUUCCAGGACGACAUCUAGGUUGCUAUUUCUGUAAUGAUGUCACUGCUCCUGGUAAUUCCAUGGCUGAUCGCACAUUAGACCAACAAUGCACAGUUACAAGACCUGGAGUAUCAGCCGUAGCUGGGGCUCUUGUUGUAGAACUCAUGGUGUCUAUUUUACAACACCCCCUGAGGGGUGAUGCACCUGCAAUAUUACACACUAAAAAGGGGGAAGAGCAUAAGGAAAGUGAAGGAAGUUUGUUAGGAAGUGUGCCUCACUCUAUUAGAGGUUUUCUUGCAUCAUGGGAACAACUAACACCUGCAACUCACAGAUUUUCUAACUGUAUUGCAUGCUCUCAGAAGGUCCUAAAUGAAUAUUCAGCCCGAGGAUUUGACUUUAUCCAUGAUGUAUUAAACUCAGCUGUUUACCUUGAGGACCUAACAGGACUCACUUCUUUACACAAAGAUACCGAAAGUGCUGAUGUAUGGGAGUUCAGCGAUUCAGAAGAAGAGAGUGGAAACGAUUCAGAAUGAAAAUAUUUUAUAAAUCUAUAUCAAUGCUAUGACCGCUUAUUUUAUUAUUUUAUUUCUGUUUAUCGCUUUUAUUAUUUACAUUUUAUAUAAUGAAGAUCACCUUGUUGAACUGUUCCACAUCAAAUAAAAUGUGGGUGCUUACUUACUUAAUCACUCCACAAGUUACCACUC
Messenger RNA from Frankliniella occidentalis (western flower thrips), 2416 nucleotides. RefSeq names its product ubiquitin-like modifier-activating enzyme ATG7 (gene Atg7). Lineage: Eukaryota; Metazoa; Arthropoda; Insecta; Thysanoptera; Thripidae. Bases 179 to 2245 code for a protein of 688 amino acids. Gene Ontology annotation, cellular component: cytoplasm; phagophore assembly site. The record is from RefSeq and is a predicted model, not a curated record. The transcript has 14 exons. Gene Ontology annotation, molecular function: Atg12 activating enzyme activity; Atg8 activating enzyme activity. Gene Ontology annotation, biological process: cellular response to nitrogen starvation; autophagy of mitochondrion; protein modification by small protein conjugation.